Homalodisca vitripennis (glassy-winged sharpshooter) is the source of this 1228-nucleotide messenger RNA. Its product is annotated as fructose-1,6-bisphosphatase 1-like. Gene Ontology annotation, biological process: fructose 6-phosphate metabolic process; fructose metabolic process; gluconeogenesis. The transcript is spliced from 7 exons. The coding region runs from base 79 to 1104 and encodes 341 amino acids. Gene Ontology annotation, molecular function: fructose 1,6-bisphosphate 1-phosphatase activity. Gene Ontology annotation, cellular component: cytoplasm; cytosol. Lineage: Eukaryota; Metazoa; Arthropoda; Insecta; Hemiptera; Cicadellidae. The record is from RefSeq and is a predicted model, not a curated record.
CGGUAACUGUCACUCUCCGUGGAGAGGUUAUCUCUUCACAGUGCUCACUGUUCAGUCAGCUGUGCACGACCAGUCACUAUGGCAGCGAGCAACUCCACCGGCUUUGACUCCAACUGCAUGACGCUGACGAGGUUUGUGCUGGCGGAACAGCAGAAGUACCCUGAAGCCUGUGGUGACUUGACUCAACUUCUGGUCAGCAUCCAAACAGCUGUUAAAGCCGUCAGUUCCGCUGUCAGGAGGGCUGGUAUCGCUAAGCUAUAUGGUAUCGCAGGUUCCACUAAUGUCCAGGGUGAGGAGGUUAAAAAGCUCGAUGUUUUGGCUAAUGAAUUGUUCAUCAACAUGUUGUCAGCUUCAUUCACCACCUGUCUGCUUGUCAGCGAGGAAAAUGAUACUGCAAUAAUUGUGGACUCAGAAAAACAAGGCAAGUACAUUGUCUGUUUUGACCCUCUAGAUGGCUCCUCAAACAUCGAAUGUUUGGUCUCAAUUGGAUCAAUCUUCAGCAUUUACAGGAGACCAGCUGGGUCCAGUCCAGUAUCGGAGAAGGAUGCUCUACAGCCGGGUAACCAGUUGGUGGCGGCCGGCUACGCUCUGUAUGGCAGUGCCACCAUGAUGGUGUUGUCUAUCGGGAAAGGAGUUAAUGGCUUCAUUCUAGACCCGGCGAUUGGAGAGUUUGUCUUGACAGACCCCAACAUCAGAGUACCAGCUCGGGGUAAGAUCUACAGCAUCAAUGAGGGAUACACGAACCUGUGGGGGCAGCCUGCCCUGAAGGAGUAUGUAGACAGGAAGAAGGACCCCAAGGUUGGAAAACCGUACGCGUGCCGUUUUGUAGGAUCCAUGGUUGCUGAUAUCCACAGAACACUCAAGUACGGAGGAAUCUUCAUGUACCCUUCCUACUCAGACUAUCCUACAGGACGGUUGCGGUUGAUGUACGAAGUGAUACCGAUGUCGUACCUGAUGGAGCAGGCAGGGGGGCUGGCGUCCAACGGGACCAAGAGGAUCCUGGACGUCGUUCCUUCGAGUAUCCAUCAACGCUGUCCCAUCUUCAUCGGCUCCAGGGAGGAUGUCAGUGAAGUCUUGGAACUGAUCGAGAAACACUCCAAGUGAUCGUGUCUUUCCAUCAUUCCUCCUCUACAAGACUGAGAUACUGCAUCUUGAGUUGUGAUUCAAACAAGUGUUUUGUUGUGUAAAAUAGUAUGUUUGUACUGUUAAAUAUAAAAGUUAAAGACUC